AAGUUGAGGGAACUUUUUAUGCUCUAAUGGACAAGUAUAUUGUGUACGAGAUGAUUUGAUAAGCUAACAAAUUCUCAAAAUAAGUUUUGUGUGCCUUGUAUUGUACAUUAUUUAAGUUUGACUUUUAUGUUUGUUUUAACAAUGUAUUAUAAGAAUAUACUCCCAAAGAAAUAUUCUGAAAGUAAUUCAUAUUUACUUCUUACUCGCAUCAUAAUUUGGACGUUUUUGAUAUGUAAAGUGCAUUCAAAGUUAGAUCAAAGAUAUAUAGGGUCUAUGUAUGGCCUGCAGAACGAAACAUUGGUUAACCAACAAAGAGGAAUCCGACUUGAUGUACGCAAAACUUUGGCAAUACAAUUCUAUAAGUAAGUAAUUUCCUGUUAAAGCUGCUAACUAAAUAUAAAGCUUGCCGGCUCGAGUUAAGAGACUUUGAAUAAGUUUAUUGGAGAUAAUCGACCAAUAUCUGGAUGGGAUGAAAUAUAUAAAAGUGCAACAAUUGAAUCGUUUUGCUAAAGCAGAAAGAAGAAGAAGUUAAAGACAAGUCGCAGGUUAGGAAAUAGAAGUGAAACAAUAGUGAUAUGUGCUUAAUGUACAAUUGUCUAAAUAGCAAAGUUUGCAUAUCUAAGCUUACAAUUUUCAACUAAUGCUUGAAUAUCCAAAUAAUUAAAUGGCAAACACAUUCUUUGGAAUCCCAUUCCAACUUAAAUCCCUAAGUCAAUUGAAAGGUAUUUACUCUGAUAUACAGAAUCCAGUAUUUUGAUCAAAAUAAAUCCAGCGGAAUAGAAACAAUACAAAAACAUUGGAAACCUAUCUUCCGCUGACUGAAAAUAAACUGGAUAAAUCCGGAUGUUUACCAACAGACAAAUUUUCAAUUGUUCUUCAUGGGUGGAUUCAAAGUUGUUCUGAUGAAUGGGCAGUUGCACUUAUCGAGCUAUUUCAGGGUUGAGCUUUUACCGUAGAGGCUGUGUAAUAUGUAUUGAUUACAGCUAUGUCGCAAGCUCCUCUUAUAUCAGGUUGUAUGCCAAUUUUGAGUAUAUAUCCGAAGUUAUUGUCUCAAUCGUAAUAUCCCUUUUUCAAUACGGCUUUGACCCCAGCCGGGGAUACUUGUUUGGAUUCAGCUUUGGUGGCCAACUAGCAUCAGCUGUAGGACGAAUAUUACAGCCACAGUUUACUUUACAAAAUAUAGACACUUGUGAUAUGGCUGGACCUGGAUUCGACCCAAUUGACAUAGACCACUCGAAGGCCGCAAAGAAUGUUCAAUGUUUUCAUACAAGUCGGGAUAAAGGAACUUUAAUAUAUUCUUGCCACAGAAAUAUCAUGUUGGGCAGCUGUGGACUAAGCCAGCCUUCCGUAGCAAGUCAAUUACAUCUUGGUAGUCAUGGUCUAUGCGUCGAUAUUUAUAUAAAUACCUUUGAUUAUCCUUUUUAUGCAUUGAGAAAACCCCCAACUGAAUGCAUAUCAUUUGCUAAAGCAGCGAAUAUUCCAAAUGAUUUUACUGUGGGGUAUCAGGAAAAUUUCAACAAGCAAGUUAUUGGUAAAAUUUUUGUGCCCACAAGCUUACAUUAUCCCUACAACUUAUCGAAAAAGGAACUUCAACUUAUAUCUAGGAUGAAUGUCUAACAAAAUCAUCAUAUAUAUUACAGAAAAAAAAAUAAAAUUUAC
Messenger RNA from Drosophila virilis, 1659 nucleotides. RefSeq lists its product as uncharacterized. NCBI's taxonomy places the organism in Eukaryota, Metazoa, Arthropoda, Insecta, Diptera, Drosophilidae. Gene Ontology annotation, biological process: lipid catabolic process. The record is from RefSeq and is a predicted model, not a curated record. Gene Ontology annotation, molecular function: lipase activity.